Malassezia japonica is the source of this 996-nucleotide messenger RNA. RefSeq names its product 28S ribosomal protein S5, mitochondrial (gene MRPS5). Lineage: Eukaryota; Fungi; Basidiomycota; Malasseziomycetes; Malasseziales; Malasseziaceae. Gene Ontology annotation, cellular component: ribosome. Gene Ontology annotation, biological process: translation. The record is from RefSeq and is a predicted model, not a curated record. The coding region runs from base 1 to 996 and encodes 331 amino acids. Gene Ontology annotation, molecular function: RNA binding; structural constituent of ribosome. The transcript has a single exon.
AUGCUUGCUCGGAUCGUGCGCGUGCGCGCCGCGGUGCGCCCUGGCGUGCGCUGCAGCUCGACGCAUGUGCAAAAGGCUGCGGAGCACCAGCCGUCUACAGAAAAGCAGUCCACCGCGGCUCCUGAGCCGAGCGCGAUGCAAAAGGCGCUCCCGAUCCUCUUUUCCAAGAUGGAUCUGCAAAAGUUUCCGCGCCUGUUGGCUGCGCGCGACGACGUCCUCGACGGGAGCGCCGCGACGACCGCGCGCAAGGGGCCGGAUGCGCAGAACGGGUUUGGAUCGAGCGUGUCGGUGUACAACGACGGCGAGCGCCACUUUCCCACGCCGCCGCCUGCGGUGCAAAACGUGAUGCGCGCCAGCGGCGGCGCGGGCGACGAGGUGAACUCGGAGAGCUAUCUGAGCUCGGUCACGCCACUCACAGCACAAGAAGUGCAGCAGCUGCACCGCUACAAUAUCACGCUCAAGCGUGUCGUCAAUAUGACCGGAAAGGGCCGCGUCGCGAGCUGGUACUCGCUCGUCGUCGCAGGCAACGGCCGCGGCCUCGUCGGCUAUGGCGAGGGCAAGGACACGAACGCGGGACGUGCCAACAAGAAGGCUUUCCACGCCGCGGCAAAGAAUAUGGACAUGGUCGCCGUGCACCGCGCCAAGAGCGGCGCGAAUACCGUCGAGACGAGCGUCGAGGGACGCUGGGGCGCGACGCGCGUCGUCAUCCGGCCGCGCCCGGCGGGCUUUGGUCUGCGUGUGCCAAACGUCAUUCACCCCAUCGCGCGUGCAGCGGGAUACACGGACCUGAGUGCAGCCGUGUACGGCUCGGCGAAUGCGAUGAACGUCGUCAAAGCCGCGCUGCAGGUGCUGUGGGGCGGCAGCGCACCGAUGGGGAUGGGCGGCGGCGUGCGUGGCCCGAUGCGCCGCGAAAACAAAAAGCAGGGCGCGCGCAGCCGCCGCGAUAUGGAGCUGAGCCGCGGUCGCCGGUUGGAGGAGCUCGAUAUGGACCGGUAG